Molecule: messenger RNA, 2318 nt
Organism: Ilex paraguariensis (yerba mate)
Lineage: Eukaryota; Viridiplantae; Streptophyta; Magnoliopsida; Aquifoliales; Aquifoliaceae
Source: the annotation of a GenBank genome assembly
AUUCACGUUCUUUGCCAACUGGGUUUGUUGAAAAAGUUAAGGAACUAACGUUUCAAUGCUAGAAACCCAAACGUUUGCUUUGUGAUCUCUGUGUUUCUACCCUCUUUCUCAUCUGGGUUUUUGAAAUUGUUGAUCAAGAGAUGACUGUAGAGGAAACUAGAGGAAGUUUUGGGGUUGAAGAUGAAAAUAAUGACAAGUUUCCUGUGGGUAUGCGUGUUCUUGCUGUGGAUGAUGACCCAACUUGUUUGAAGCUACUAGAGGGUUUGCUUAGGAAAUGCCAGUAUCAGGUUACAACGACAAGUCAAGCAAGAAUGGCGCACAUGAUGUUGAGGGAAAACAAAAACAGAUUUGACCUGGUCAUCAGCGAUGUCCAUAUGCCGGACAUGGAUGGUUUUAAGCUCCUAGAGCUUGUUGGUCUUGAAAUGGACUUACCAGUCAUCAGAAACAGCGAUCCCAAACUAGUUAUGAAGGGGGUCACCCAUGGUGCUUGUGACUAUUUGGUGAAACCUGUUCGACUUGAGGAGCUCAGGAACAUAUGGCAACAUGUACUCAGAAGAAAGAAGUUUGACUCCAAGAGCCAAAACAAUUCUACCACUCAAGACAAGGCUCACCAGGGAAGUGAAGGACCUGCACCAACAGGUAAUGAAGAUCAGAAUGGUAAACUCAAUAGGAAAAGAAAGGACGAGGAAGAAGAAGGAGAAGACAAUGGACAUGAGAAUGAGGACCCAUCAGCACAGAAGAAGCCUCGGGUUGUUUGGUCUAUAGAGCUCCAUCGGAAAUUUGUCGCAGCAGUUCAUCAAUUGGGCAUUGAAAAAGCUGUUCCUAAAAGGAUACUUGACCUGAUGAAUGUUGAAGGCCUUACUAGGGAAAAUGUCGCAAGCCAUCUCCAGAAAUAUAGGCUUUACCUGAAGAGGAUCAGUUCUGUGGCAACCCAGCAAGCUAACAUGGUUGCCAUACUAGGGGGUAAAGAUUCCUCUUAUGUGAAUAUUGGUUCACUAGAUGGACUCAGAGAUUUGCAAACUUUGGCUGGACCAGGAAGGCUUUCAAAUCCUGCCGCAACGUCAUACCCACCCAGUGGGAUGCUAAACAGACUCAAUAGUCCUGCUGCUGUGGGCCUCCAUACCUUUACAUCUUCUGCUCUGAUACAACCAAGUCAUGCUCAAAACUUGAGCAACUCCAUUGAUACUAUUGGAAAGUUCCAACUCAAUAGUCCUGCUGCUGUGGGCCUCCAUACCUUUACAUCUUCUGUUCUGAUACAACCAAGUCAUGCUCAAAACUUUAGCAACUCCAUUGAUACUAUUGGAAAGUUCCAGUCAGUUGUUUCACCAGCAAACCAGAAUGCAUAUAAGUUGCAAGAGAAUAAGUGCACUUCCCACAUUCGGGACUUUAAUCCCAUUGAUGACCCAAAAAUCUUUGCAGCUGGUAAUACCUUCACAGAUACCAGAGUUGUAGUUGGUAGCUCAAAAAACCCUCUUAUCAGUGCCCCAAGCAAUCAAUUGAUGUUACGAGGGAACUCACAGCAAACACAAACUGGAGGAGGAUUUCAGAGCCAUUACUCCCUUAAAAUGGAUUCUUUGAACUCAGAAUUUUUCACUGUUGGUGUUAGUGGUUCUGCUAAUUUUCUGGAUCAGGGUAGAUGUACUGCAAACUUACAGAGUGCUUUCCAAUCAUCACAGUUUCCAUUAAAUUCUUUGCCAUUGAACGAAUCUUUCAAUCAUGAUCAGUUGCCUCCCAAUAGCAUGAGAGAUAAUAAUUCUUUAGUGUGCCCUCCAAUCCAGAACAGCCCACUUUAUUUUUCUUCUACCACCACAGCUUCAGCACCUCUUGAAGAUUCAAGAGGAGAGAUGCAAUGCCAAGAAGGCUUGGUUAGUGAUGUUACUCAGAAUGUGAACCAAGCACUAAGCCAAAGGUGGGGAGGUCAUAAACAAGAUUACACCCACAACUCUAAUAACAUUUUCAGCUCCUUUAACUCUCUGGCUCCUGCCAAUGGUGUUUUGGCUCCCUCAAGCCAGGUUAUGGACCUACAAAAUGGAGUCUGCAAUAGAAAGCUGGAUGUAUCUUUUGUUGGCCAAUCAAAUGGUGUAGGUUCAACUCUUGUACAGCAGAGUGAGGUCGUGAGAUCAACUAUGGACUCAACGAUGAGGUCCAAUGAAGACUACUUCUUGGAGCAUACAAAGUUGCCUGGUGGUGUUAUUUCUAAUUCUUAUGACUCCUUGGAUGAUCUAAUGAAUGCAAUGAUUAAACGGGGACAUGAUGGGACGGUGUUAAUGGAUGGUGAAUUUGGAUUUGAUGCUUACUCUUUUGGAUCAUGUAUGUGA